AUGGCGGAGUAUGAUCUAACGCAGAAGCUUCUUGCGUACGUGGAUCCGCAUCUGGGACUCCGUCUUUUGUCGCAUCUGAGCACAAAGGAUCUCUUUGAUGCCAAGGAUCUUGCUAAGGCGCAGUAUGAGCUCGCUAAGCACACUUCAUUGGUGCAGGACUUGCCUCAGUUCCACCAGCAGGCAUACCCUGGCGAGUCUGUGCCCGAGGUGAUCAACCAGCUGAAGAGCCAGGUGGAAGAGAAGCGCGAGAAGCUCGAGAAGGAGGCGGAGCGUGUACUUGCCGUCGUCGAAGACCCGAACGUGGCCAGCGCGCUGAAGCAGGACAAGACGCCCAAGCUUGCAUGGCUCCAGCAGCAUCACCAGCUCACGGCGGAUCAGAUCCAAGUGCUGUACCAGUAUGGUCGCUUCCUUUUCUCUUGCGGCAACUACAGCAAGGCGGCCUCGUACCUAUACCACUACCACGGGCUCAUGCCCGAUAGCUCGUACAGCGAGUCGGUCCUGUGGGGCCAGCUGGCGUGCUAUAUCCUCACGGACGAGUGGGAGCGGGCGCUAGAUGCCCUCACAGUGCUUCGCGACUACAUCGAUUCGCUGCGUGUGCCGGCACCUGCGAAGAAUGCUCUCACGCAUGAGGACAUUCUGCAGAAGCGCGCGUGGCUGCUUCAUUGGAGUCUCUUUGUGUUCUUCAACCAUGCGGCAGGCCGUGUCAAGCUAGUCGAAUUGUACCUGAGCCCUGCUUACCUGAACGCGAUGCAAAUGUCGUGCUGGUGGCUCCUGCGCUACCUGGUUGUGGCUGUCCUCCUUACCCGACGAGUGACGCCUCGUGGUUAUAUGGUGGAGAGCAACGGGACAUCGAACAAGCUUAGCACGCAGACCGCGCUGCGCGAGGUCUCCAAGGUGAUCCAGAUGGAGUCAUACCGCCUGCAGCCCGACCCGGUGAUCGACUUCUUCCGUCUGCUGUACGUUGAGCUCGACUUUGAUGGCGCGCAGGCCGAACUUGCCGGGGCCAUGCAGCUCGCGCACUCAGACGUAUUUAUGCAGGCCCAUGCGGAUGCCAUUGUCGAGCAGGCGCGUUUCCUGGUCAGUGAAGUGUACUGCCGCAUCCACCAGAAGAUUGACAUUGCCGACCUGGCUACACGAUUGAACCUCUCGCGCGAGGAGGGCAACAAGUGGGUCGAGAUGCUGGUGGCCGAGACCAAGGCCGAUGCGCAGAUCAACGUACAGGAAGGUGUGGUGCUGAUGAACCAGAACCGCCCCGUUUUAUACCAAUCGGUGGUCGACAAGACUCGUGGUAUCGCGCUCCGCACUUCGGCGCUGGCGCAGGCGAUCGAGCGCCAUGCGGGCGGCGCACAGCGCCUGGAUCGCAAGGUGGGCGACGAUGUCGAGCAUGAGGACGGCGACGUGGACGGAGAUGAAGAGGACAUGGAGGCUGAGCCUGAGGAGGCUGAAGCGGCGUAG
Molecule: messenger RNA, 1455 nt
Organism: Malassezia sympodialis ATCC 42132
Lineage: Eukaryota; Fungi; Basidiomycota; Malasseziomycetes; Malasseziales; Malasseziaceae
Product: eukaryotic translation initiation factor 3 subunit E
Cellular component (GO): cytoplasm; eukaryotic translation initiation factor 3 complex
Molecular function (GO): translation initiation factor activity; protein binding
Source: RefSeq, a predicted model, not a curated record